UCAAAACAAAUUAAUCAAUGUACUGUACUGUAUUUCUGAGGGUCAUGACGCAACAGAUUAAACGUCAUACUGUUGUUUUCUUGUUUCCAAGCGUUAUACGUCACGUGCACUCACGGUACCCAAUCAUUUUAGAUUUUUUUUCUCAUUUAAGUUUGACAGGCAUAAUAUACACCUCGUUUUACGACGAUUAAGAGAAAAAUAUAAACUUUCCUGUCCUGUAGCUUUGUUAAUUAAAUUUAAGUAUUCAUUUGAAAUAUUACUUUUCCAUGUGAUCAGGCAAAGAUGAGUUUUACCUGACAGUCAAAAUAUUGGGCAUAUACACAGACCUCAUAUGAUUGGUUGGCAACCAGCUGGCGGGGCUUUGCAAAGUUCCAGAAAGGCAACACAGUCGUGUUUGCCUCUAAAAUCGUGAUGUUUUCAUAUCGGGAGUGUUUCACGAUCGGUAGCGUAAACUACCGGUAACGAUGUGUACGCGAAAAGCUGCCGUAAAAGUAUUGGAAGGCCCGUGAGUCGCCAUUUGCUUUUAAAUGUAACAUAUUGAUCUGAGCGGGUUCGGCUGUCAUUUUUUUCGCGAGCAAGCUAGCUUGUGGCUAGCGAGCAAUUCUUCAAAGCUUCACGAUGAAAUUUUCACGAGAGAUGAAGCUGCUCCAGAAAGCGAAAAACAAAGCCCAGAACAGCAAGGACUUGAGAGAGGAGGCCACCAUCUGCAAUCAGCUUGGAGACCUGCUAUCAAGAAAUGGUAACUUUGAAGCAGCCAUCAUGGAGCACCGGCAGGAGUUGUCGCUCUCCGAGGUGUUAAACGACACAAUUGGACGAGCUGUGGCCAAUCGUAAGAUUGGAGAGUGCUACGCCGAGCUAGGAAACUUUGAGGCUGCACUGAAACAUCAGCGGUGUCACCUGGACUUGGCCCGCUCUGUCAACAAUCUCGCAGAGGAGCAGCGGGCGCUCGCCACCAUUGGUCGAACUUACAUCUUCCGUUUCGAAUCGGACCAAUCGAGGAAAAGUCUGGAAGAAGCAGAAAAUGCCUUCCGGAAGAGCCUGAGUAUCGUAGAUGACCUUCUCGGGACAAUGCCGGAGCUCGAGAUCAACAAAAUGAAGGCUGGACUUUUCCUCAAUCUCGGUUUGGUUUGCAACCACCUGGGAGAGCCCAAGCGCUGCAGCGAGUUCAUUCGGCGCAGCGUCUUGACCGCAGAGAAGAGCGGGCUGGUGGAGGACCUCUACCGAGCCAACUUCCAUCAGGGCAACAUCUUCUUCCAGAGCGGGCAGUACAGCAACUCCUUGCGCUCCCUCAAGCAGGCCAAAGAAUGCGCCCGGAGAAUGAAGGACAAGUUCAGCGAAAGCGAGUGCUUCCAUUGCAUCGGCAAGGUCCAGCUUUGUUUGGGGGAUUUUGUGACCGCGAGACGAUCCCUUAAAAAAGCUCUGUUGUUGGGUUCCCAGCAGCCACAGGACAGGCAGGCGGUGAAGAAAACAUUUAAAAAUGCCGACCGGGGCUGUAAGAUUGAAGAGGAGUUGGGGGAGGAUCUGACCAGGAAACUGAGCUCCCAUGAGGCUGUGGGGCUGGCAGAAAAACUCGGAGAUAUUGCCUCCAAGGUUGGCUGCUUCCACAAAGCUGUGAACGCAUAUCAAGCUCAGCUGACACUUGCCGAGGCGUUGGGUAAGCCCGCACGCGAGCUGGCGGUCAUCCACGUGUCUCUGGCCACCACCUUCGCUGACCUGGGGCGGCACAGCGAGGCUGUGGGCCACUACAAGCAGGAGCUGACGUUACGGCAGGGCAGGCCGGCCGAGGAAUGUAGCACUUGGCUAAACAUCGCAGCGGCCCAGGAGGAGAGCGGCACUGCCCCCGAGGAGGAGGACAGCAGCUACAGGGCGGCGCUUCACUGCGCUCAGAAGAGUGGCCAGGCAGGAUUACAGAAGCGUGUUUUGAGGUUAUGGUUGGCGGCCCAGAGGCGAAAGGGCUCGUCGGACGCCGACGACACUGAGGUCAAGCUGCUGGAGCUAUGUGCCUCCGAAGCCUUGAGUCCAGAUGGCAGUGAUGGAGAGGAGGAGGUGGAGGAGGAGGAGCUGGAGAACAGUGAAUCUCAGGAUGAAAGUGAUGUCGUCCUCUCAGACUCAGAUGAGGACCUGGAGGGAUAUGACAAGAUGGUGUCUGGAAGGAGGAAACCAGGAGGGUGGAACAAGAGGAAUGUCAAGGGUGAGACGUGCCUGCACAGAGCGUGCAUAGACGGCGACUUGAGGCAAGUCCAGUAUCUGAUCGAACAGGGCCACCCGGUGAACCCUAGAGACUAUACUGGCUGGACUCCCCUGCAUGAGGCCUGCAACUUUGGUCGCUAUGACAUUGCGGCUGUGCUGCUGGACCGAGGCGCCAACAUUAACGAUCAGGGCGGCGAAAUGUGCGAUGGUUUGACUCCUCUGCACGACGCCCUGAACUGCGGCCACUUCCAGGUGGCCAGACUUCUGGUGGAACGAGGGGCCGACGUCAACCUCCGCAAUCAGAAUGGUCAGACUGCUUUAGACACACUCCGUCAGUGGCACAAGAUAUACAAAAAGGAGCUGGACCAGGAGACCAAGCAAGAGUGUGCAGCUACAGAGCAACUGCUUCUGAGGCGGUUGGAUUACAAAGUGCCUUCACACAUCACGGCAACCGCUCCAAAACCUUUUGACGCUCUGCAGGACAGCGAGCUGUUCGACGCCGAAAACUCUGAGCCACUUUUGUCCCCGCAAGCCGGCAGCCAAGACAGGUCCAGGAGCAGCGAUAGGUUGGAGUCAAACGCUUGUCCUAGCCUCAAGAAGCGGCAACCGGGCACUUCAUCGGAGCGACUCCAGGCCAGAGGAACAGAGUCCACUCUUCUUUAUGGGACAAACUUUUCAGAUGACAGCGAUUCCGACAGCCAUGUUAGUCGUCCACGUCCAGCCCGCCAAAGACUAUCUGUCCAACCAGCUCAGAGUCAAAAAGACACAACUCCAAAUAAAGAAGCGGGUUCAGCUGCCAACCCCGGCCGGGAAAGUGGGCAGGAUCCCCCCGCGGCCUGCAUCUUCGCACAGGACGAAUACCGCAGUGCCAUUCGAGGAUUAGGCAGCGCUAAAACGCUCCUACAAAGCCGCUCAGCACAGCCUCACUUCCCCAGCACGUCUGGCCUUUCGUCCAGUAGCAAAUCAGCUCUUGUUCCCGAGGAGGAAUACAUGGAAGACGACUGGCUGGACGAUGAUUUGGGAGAGAGGCAGCCCAAGAAGAAGAGGCGGCUUCAAGAUGAGCAGAACUCUACCGCGAGAGUUCCAAACUCUCAGAUCUUCUACAGGAGUUCUGCGCUUCCGCCAUCCGGCACCAGGGGGCCCUCUUUGAAAAGGAAUAGCUCACUGAAGGCACAUCAGGUGAAAAUGACUCAGAUGCCUGGCAUGAUCCGUUUGGGAAGAAGAGAGGUCAACAGGUCACAUAGCCCCACCCUGACUGAUGACGAUGGGAGGCCAGACACGCCUCUGCCACCUCAACCAAUACACAUGCAGCCUCCAACCCAAACCAUGCCUGCCUCUACCCCCACAUCACUUCCUCCGCCAAUAAGGGUGAGGGUCAGAGUUCGGGAGGACGUCUUCCUAAUCCCAGUCCUGCAAAGCGAGGCCGACUCCUGCACGGUGUCAUGGCUGUGUGACCAGGCGGCACAGCGUUACUACCAGAAGUGCGGCUUGCUGCCUCGCCUGUCACUGCAGAAAGAGGGCGCUCUACUCUCUCCGCACGACCUACUGUUGACCGUCCUGCACACCAAUGAGGAGGUGUUGGCUGAGGUGUUGUCUUGGGACCUCCCCCCACUUCAGGAACGCUACAAGAAGGCAUGCGUCAGCCUGGCAGUGGAGGAGAACAGGCUCGUGACCCAGCUGUGCGCGGUGCAGGAGGGGAGCUCCUCCAUGUUGGUGUGCGGCCUGGGUUUGGCCUCGUCCUCCCUCGCCGCCCUCCUCCGUGCCCUCAAACUGCAGGCCAGCCUCACUGAGCUGCGCUUGUCGGGCAACCGCCUCAACGACAACCUCCUCGCCGACCUGGUCGCCACCGCCGUCACGAUGCCUCGGCUUUCUCUGUUGGACAUUUCGGCCAAUCAGGUCACAGGGGAGGGGCUUGAGAAGGCUGCGAGUACCAUAAAGGGACUCAGCCAUCCUGCAUUUCCCUGUCUGAAGGAGUUGAACCUCAGCCUGAACCUACUCGGUGACAACAUAUCAGAGUCUCUGUCCUCGCUGCUGUCUUCCUGCCCGGUCCUGGCUGAGCUGUCUCUGCAGGGCUGCGGCCUCACGUCGCGCUUCUUGCAGCAGCAUCGUUUGCUGCUCGCCAGUGCCCUGACAGGGACGGGCCACCUCAAGUCAGUGUGUCUUUCCCACAAUGCACUGGGCUCCACUGGAUUUGAGCUAGUGCUGAAAACGCUGCCUCUGCACACGCUCACACACUUGGACCUGGCAGGUGUGCGUAGGGGCACAGCUGAUUAUCUGGCACUGGAGCACCUCACCAACAUCCUGUCGCAGGAUGACUGUUCACUAACCCACCUCAGUUUGGCAUCUAAUGGCUUAACUGAUGGCAGCGCUGCAGCCUUGGCCAGGUGUCUCCCUACAUGUCCCCACCUGGUGAGUUUGGACCUGUCAGGAAACCCGUCAAUCACCUCAGUUGGAUUCCACAACAUCCUCAGCGCCCUCCGGGAAGCAAGUCGGUCCCUGACUGUUCUAAACAUUCAAGGUUGCCAGGUGUCGGGGCCUUUGGACAGCGAGGAUCUGGACACUUUACCAGAGUUGGUUCAAGAGCUGCGUCUUUGCUCUCAGGGCCUCAACAAGCUGGACCGGCAGACUUUAAAGCAGAGCUGGACUAGUAGGAAACCUCACAGCUAUUUUCUAGACCGGAAAGCAGCGUUCUUCCUCUCGACUGGGCCCACUGUGUGAUGUAAACGUUUGUGAAAUGUGCUUACAGACUCGAGACGGUGUCAUAUUAGUUGUUCAACUGCGUGGAACCUGCAGCUGAAUUUUAUUUCUAAAAAUUAAAACUCAACAAAACAACAAAGCAUUUCUUCGAAAACCAGAAACUGCACUCUAGUUAGAACAUUCUAACAGUUUUGUGUAAAUACUUAUUCUGAUUGUAUUUCUUAUUUUUUGGCUUUGUAUUUGUUCUAAAAAUACUAUUAAACAAGCCUAGUUUUAAAGGUC
This is a messenger RNA of Syngnathoides biaculeatus (alligator pipefish), 5169 nucleotides long. It is a transcript of the gene tonsl, whose product is annotated as tonsoku-like, DNA repair protein. The record is from RefSeq and is a predicted model, not a curated record. Gene Ontology annotation, molecular function: protein binding. Bases 619 to 4908 code for a protein of 1429 amino acids. NCBI's taxonomy places the organism in Eukaryota, Metazoa, Chordata, Actinopteri, Syngnathiformes, Syngnathidae. The transcript has 28 exons.